AACUAAUGGUCAGUAGAGAAUGCUCAACUUGGCCUUUUGCAUAGUAUAUUUUUUUCAUCAAAUUUUUAAAGUAUUACUCCGUAUUAUAUUGUACUACUACAAUCUUUAACUAAUAAUUACUUUCAUUAUGGAAAAUACUUGGGGGAUUCGACCUCAAGUAAACACUAAGACAAAGGCAUACACAUAAAAACAAGCAAUAUAUGCUAGUUAAUGUCAUGCAUCCCACGCAUAGGAGGGCUUAAAAUCACUGUCCUUGGGGAACUCGCCUCCAGCAAAGUAAAACCCAAGAACAUCGACUCUCCAAGUGGAGUACCUCUCGUUCGCGGCAAAAUCGUGGUGGGCGUCAUAAACCGCGAAGCUUUUGGAUUUGGUGCCCCAAUUGAAAUCGCACCAGAACAGAGUCGUAGCCCAGACGUUAACGCGGAACCGAAUCUCGCGCUCUUGGUUCUCCCCCAUGGUCCACACCCCCAGAUCAUCGGAUUUAGAUCGGCAGUGCACCUGCAGGUUCGGAGCAUGGAGCGAAUUGUUGGCCGGGAUAGAAUCUUGAAUCCGCACCACCUUUUUCGGGAGGAUAAGGCUAGCGGCACUGGCGAUCUGCGGCGGCGCUACUGUUGCGCAAGAGACNCGCACCAGAACAGAGUCGUAGCCCAGACGUUAACGCGGAACCGAAUCUCGCGCUCUUGGUUCUCCCCCAUGGUCCACACCCCCAGAUCAUCGGAUUUAGAUCGGCAGUGCACCUGCAGGUUCGGAGCAUGGAGCGAAUUGUUGGCCGGGAUAGAAUCUUGAAUCCGCACCACCUUUUUCGGGAGGAUAAGGCUAGCGGCACUGGCGAUCUGCGGCGGCGCUACUGUUGCGCAAGAGACGAAAAACAGUUUGAAUAUGAGUAAGGAUAUCUAAUGUACCUACGUGUAGUAAAUAAGAUAUACUACACGCUCAGUGUUGAAGAUGAGUAAGGAUAUCUAAAGCAUCGAACAAACCCUAAUAAAUUGAAUCUCAAUUCAUAAUUAAAUCAUUUGAUACCAUGCUCUCAAUAAGGAGAUAUGCAACUAAGAAUGAAAAAAAAUAUUUGGCCCCAAAACCUAUCAAAGAAAAAAAAAUUGUCCCAAAAUAUACUCUCCCAAAUCAAUGAAAUAAACAUGAUAAUCUCCCCCCACACUUAAAAUAUACAUAGACCUCGAUGCAUCUAUAUGAUAUAACAAUAAGCAACAAUGAUGUAUCCAAAAGAAUAACCUAAGUGAGAAGGGGAUGGGGAGUAAUGCAACAAAAGUAAAGGAGAAAGGAUGGGAAGUCGAAUGCAAAUUAAAAAAAAGUAUAUGCGGCACCAAUUCAUCAGUUCCCCUUCUGUAUUGUGCUCGUAUCCUAAAAUCUGCAAAGAGAAGGCUAAGACCAAGUAUUUUAGCGUUGAAGAACAAAAAAAUGAUGUUUUCCAUUUUAGCACAUAUAAGCUGUGAAAAGUGUAGAAUUUUUCAUUCUGCACUCAAAAAACAAGCUUACAAAGUGCAUAUUUUUCAGUUUAAGCACAAAAAUCAAAUUGAGAAGUGUAGAGUUUUUCCAUAAGUACCCAAAAAUCAGCCUUAAAACUGCAGAAUUUUUCAGUUUUCAGCCAUAAAAGAUCAAAUGUAAACACCUAAGGCUUAAGAAAAUUGAGACUUGAUAAUAAACCAAUACCCGGGUACUUAGAGUUCUUUCAGAAUUUUACUCCAAACAGAGAUGCUCCAACCUAUGACUGAACAAAUCUUGCAAAAAGCUCUCAAAGUAGAUGGUUAGAAGCACAAGUAAAAAAAACAAUUAAGCUCAACAAGAUCA
This is a messenger RNA of Cuscuta campestris, 1806 nucleotides long. NCBI's taxonomy places the organism in Eukaryota, Viridiplantae, Streptophyta, Magnoliopsida, Solanales, Convolvulaceae. The record is from the annotation of a GenBank genome assembly.